Molecule: messenger RNA, 4886 nt
Organism: Centropristis striata (black sea bass)
Lineage: Eukaryota; Metazoa; Chordata; Actinopteri; Perciformes; Serranidae
Product: E3 ubiquitin-protein ligase UHRF2-like
Exons: 16
Coding region: 163-2916 (917 amino acids)
Biological process (GO): negative regulation of gene expression via chromosomal CpG island methylation; protein ubiquitination
Molecular function (GO): ubiquitin protein ligase activity; protein binding
Source: RefSeq, a predicted model, not a curated record
ACCUCCUGCGCGAUCCAGUCCGACGUUGCCUCUGCAGAGGAAAACGCAAUGGAGCCCUGAACCUUUUCCAUUUCUAUCGCCUUUGACCCCUGGAAAACAACACUCGUAUCCAAAUACAGUUUGAUCUGCUAUUUAUUUGAGGCGUAACAGGGCGGUGCAACAAUGUGGAUCCAGGUUCGCACUAUAGACGGGAAGGAGACGCGAACCGUUGAGGAUCUUUCUAGAUUGACCAAAAUUGAGUCUUUACGGUUGAAAAUACAGGACAUCUUCAGUGUAAGCCCCCAGCAGCAGCGCCUGUUUUACCGAGGGAAGCAGAUGGAAGAUGGCCAGACACUGUUUGACUACAACGUGGGACUCAAUGACAUCGUCCAGCUGCUGAUUCGCUCCCAGAGCGACGCUCCAGACAGCCCCGCCGCCAAGGACUCCUCUGGUGUAGCCUGUAGUUCAGCUCCCCCCUCGGACUCCAGGUCGGAAAGCCACAACUCCCCAGCUCCUGCCUCCCCUGCUGCUAUGGAAACCUCCCCCAAUAUAGACAAUGACAGCAGCAGCGUCACUACCAGCACUGUUAACGAAACCAAGCCUGACACCAGCGUUACCAGUAACUCAGCCAGUACCAAAAAUGGGUUCAAGUCCUCCAGUCCGGCGCGGGACACCCAGCCCCCCACAUCCAGCAGAAACACACUAGUCGACCCAGGAAUUGGUGUGUACAAGAUUAACGAGCUGGUGGACUGCAGAGACGUCAGCAUCGGUGCCUGGUUUGAGGCUUGCCUCGAAAAUGUGACGCGCGCUCCCAAAGGACAGAUAACGCCCACCAAGGGCAAGGUGGGCCGGCCCCCAAAAAGGACUAAUGGAAAGCUGGAGGCCGAGCAGGGACAGGCCUACGGCCAGGGCCAAACCACAGACAGUAACAGGAAUAAUGUUGUGUUAAGCCCUGAAAGUAACGGAGCCUCCACCUCUCAGACAGACUCUACAGCAGCUACAGAGACCAGGGAGAGAGAAGAGGAUGUAAUUUACCACAUUAAAUAUGACGACUACCCAGAGAACGGUGUGGUGGAGAUGCGACCGGUGGACGUGCGGCCGCGUGCCAGGACCCUGCUGCGGUGGGACCAGCUCGAGGUUGGCAUGCGCGUGAUGGUCAACUACAACAUGGAGACACCAGAUGAGAGGGGCUUCUGGUUUGAUGCAGAGAUCCAGACCCUCAACCAAGCCACCCGCACCAACAAGGAGCUCCGAGUCAAGAUCCUCCUGGGGGGUCCUGGUGAUAUAAUCGGGGAUUGUAAAGUUCAUUUUCUGGAUGAAAUCUACCAGCUGGAGGAACCAGGAGCUCGUGCACUCUCGGCUUCAGAUGGACAAUUUAAACGAAAGAGCGGACCAGAGUGUAAGCACUGCAAGGCUGACCCCGAUGCAGAGUGCCGCUUCUGCUCCUGCUGUGUGUGUGGCGGGAAGCAGGAUGCUCACAUGCAGCUGCUCUGCGACGAGUGUAACAUGGCGUUCCACAUCUACUGCCUCAACCCGCCGCUGGCCACCAUCCCGGAUGACGAGGACUGGUACUGUCCCACCUGUAAGAAUGACACCAGUGAGGUUGUUAAGGCAGGAGAGAAGCUAAAAGCCAGCAAGAAGAAAGCCAAGAUGCCUUCGGCAACGACUGAGAGUCAAAGGGACUGGGGAAAGGGUAUGGCCUGUGUGGGGCGCACCAAGGAGUGCACAAUUGUUCCUUCAAACCACUAUGGACCCAUACCCGGUGUUCCUGUUGGAACCACAUGGAAAUUCAGAGUUCAGGUAAGUGAGGCAGGUGUUCACAGGCCACAUGUUGGCGGCAUCCACGGGCGCAGCAACGAUGGCUCCUAUUCGCUGGUGUUGGCUGGAGGCUUUGAGGAUGAAGUGGAUCGGGGAGAUGAGUUCACCUACACAGGCAGUGGAGGUCGUGACCUCUCGGGCAACAAACGGAUCGGAGAGCACUCUUUUGACCAGACCCUUACACACAUGAACAGGGCGUUGGCCUUAAACUGCGAUGCACCGCUGAAUGACAAAGACGGGGCAGAGUCCAGGAACUGGCGAGCAGGGAAGCCGGUGAGAGUGGUGCGCAGCUCCAAAGGUCGACGCAUCAGCAAAUAUGCUCCUGAGGAGGGAAACCGCUACGAUGGUAUUUACAAGGUGGUAAAAUACUGGCCAGAGAUUGGAAAGUGUGGUUACCUAGUGUGGCGGUACCUGCUGAGACGGGACGAUUUGGAACCAGCACCGUGGACGCCAGAAGGACUGGAGAGGAUCGAAAAACUGGGUCUUUCUGUUCAGUACCCACCCGGGUACUUGGCUGCCAUGGCUAACAAAACAAAGAAGGAGGCCUGCGCCCGACCUGGUCGCGGCGGCCGGAGUAAGCACUAUCCCGGAAGGGGGAGGCCACGGAGACGCAAGAUCAAGGAGAAAGAAGAAAAUGACGAGGAAGAGGAGGACGAGCUGCCGAUGGCCAGUGUGACUGAAGAGGAGCCACAGAGUAAUGGAGAGCAGAAGACAACCAGAAAUACUGAGUCACCAGUGGCAGAGCCUCCGUCGAAAAAGGUGAAGAUAGAGGAGACUUUCCAGCUGUCCGAACAGCAGCAGCAGCUGAUCCGGGAGGACACGGCCAACAAGAAACUCUGGGAUGAAGCCAUGGGACACCUUAAAGAAGGACCGAAUUUUCUGCGGAAGAUGGAGCAGAUCUUCAUGUGUGUGUGCUGCCAAGAGCUGGCCUUCCAACCCAUCACCACCGUCUGCUCACACAAUGUUUGCAAGACCUGUCUACAGCGGUCGUUCCGAGCGAAGGUGUACACCUGUCCCGCCUGCCGCCACGACUUGGGCAAAGACUAUGUCAUGACCCAAAACGUGACGCUUCAGGUGCUGCUCGACCAGUUCUAUCCCGGUUACAGCAAGGGCCGAUGAGGUCCAAAUCACAUUUAUAAGUAGAAAACACGCACAUAAGCAUCCAUUCUGUGCACUCGCGUAUACCGUCAAGUACCUAGAGCUCCACUUUAAACUGCAUUGCACACACAUACUGUACUUACCCACGGGCAAAUGUAUAUUGCAUAUACAGCCAUUUAUGUAUACAAUCAUUCAUACACAAACAACCUCAGUAGGGACUGACCUCAUCUGUUGAACCUGGACUGUCUCCAUUAACACCAGCCUGAAAUUCAAACAAGGACAUUUUUUAACCUCCCUACUCCUGCCCCUCACAAACGCACAAAAAGGAGCCCAAAUUCACAUCCACUAGCCACCUCAAGAUAUUUUUUGUAUUGCUUUUCACUCAACAAUUGAUCGUUUGAAUGCAAAUUUCUCCCCAGCAAUAUCAUAAAAUCCUCUGUUAGACUCCUGCCAACCUGUUUGCAUUUUGUGUACCAUGUACGCAGUUUCACACCAAAAAACUGAGCUGCUUCAUUUAUGUGCAGUAUUUUAGUCACUUGGCAAAUAAAGGUGCUAGUUUAAUACGGUGAUUUAGUCACAGCAGUGCACAACACCCCUUGCACAACAUUUAGAAUGAGCAAGUAAGUCAUGUGACUCAGAGUUAAUGGCAAGAUAAUAUUCGGAAAGUGAAGGAUUAGCCUCUGUACAAAAUUAAGCACACAAUGUUUAAUGCCUUCGAAGCACUUUAUCAAUUACUUUUUUUUUUAUAGGUUAAUCAGGAGCACAUGCUAGCGUUCUGCUAGCUGCUCAUGUCACUUGGAGUAACGCCAUUGCUGUACCUGAAGCUAAUAAGAACAGAAAAAUGUCUCGCCAGAGGGGCUUGCAGUGCAUGUGCAGAGGACAGAAAUUUGGCAGCUGUGUCCGGUUCGUUUGGAGUGUCGGGAGAUUUCUGAGUCCAACAAAGCAGCAUUCUUCUAGUAAACGCAACACUGAUCAACAGGCAUAACUCUCAGAUUUUUAUGUUAAGUGCAGAAAAGGCAUUUAGUUAAAAAACACAACCAAAGACUUCUGCUGAGGAAUCAUCACACAUGAAUAUAAAAGUAUCAAACAGAACCAUAAAAAACUAUCAUCUUUUCUUUAGGGCACUUUUUGUUUCUUUUUCAAAGCAGCUAAAAAUAAAUGUACAAGCUAAACAAAUACGCACUAUUAAAUCCCUUAUAAGUGCUGUUGAAACCUCUAACACUAGUGAGAGUCUGUAUUAGACAUGUCAUGUAUUUUCACAUUUCCAUGGUUCUUCCGUUAGAUGGCAUGGACAAAACUGUCCUUGUACAUCAGAUGAGUACAUUCUGUUUUCCCUUUGUAAUGAUGUAAUGGAAAGUAUUUUCAUGCAGUGCACCUGAAAUGCUAGAAAAGCUUGAGGUGUGCUGCUUGCAUGGUCUUUUCAAUGACGCCUAGAAGGGCACGCUGUGGUUGUCCCUGGUGUUACCAAGCAACCACAAUCAAGCAGGACUUCACACAAAGAUAGUUUAGCAUAUUUUGUGCUCAGCAGAUAUUCAUCUGCUAUUGUUCCCUCUGUUGUAUGUAGUAUAAUGUUCAGUGGAGAGCUCUGGGUGCUUCUCUCCUCAUUUUUUAGGAAAGCAGUGUGAUGGCACAGCCAGCAUGAUGUGUGACUUGUUGUCACGUUGCAUCCAAAUGAUACAUUAGUCUCAUUUUGCCAUGGUUGAGCAUGAAAGGCCACUGAUUUUCAUUCCUUGAUAAAAAGGUUUCUAACGAGAUUAAUCCGGAGCUCACACUAGCACUCUCCGAGGCCAUAAUGUGCAGUGUUACCCCAAUUCACAGUAUAUAAGCUAGAUAGAAACACACUAUUGUCAUUAAGCGUUAUUCACCGGUCCGACCUGUAGGACAAGAGUGCCUUGUAGCACAGACUAUCAAUAACUGUCAAGUACCGAAGCUUUGCACCUAAUGCCCAAUCAGUUUCAAUGUCUCAAUCUCUCUGAUUUAAUCAGAAAUUU